CGUUGAACGGUUCAAAAAAUUACAAAAAAUAAAAAAAAACUUCGGUUUUAGAAUUUUAGAAUUUCCGUGAUCGAUUGUGAUAAGAAAAGAGAGUCGCAAAAUGGCUUGCAGCAAUAUCGUGUCUGCGUUAACACUUGUGCUCUUCGUAGCGGUUUCAUGUAACGGCAUUGCAUUUGAAGGUCAUCGCCGAUACAGUCCUGAUGGCAAUGGUCUUGACUUUGUGUAUCACACGCACGAGGAUAUGACGACCUUUCUAAGAACGAUCACUGCCCGAUAUCCCAACUUGACAGCGUUGUAUAGCAUCGGCAAAUCCGUGCAGAAUCGCGAUUUGUGGGUACUUGUCGUGUCCUCGUCGCCAUACGAACACAUGAUUGGCAAGCCUGAUGUCAAGUAUAUUGGCGGUAUUCAUGGAAAUGAGCCUGUUGGAAAGGAACUUUUGUUACAUUUGAUUGAAUACCUUGUAUCAAGUUAUGACACCGAUCAAUACAUUAGAUGGCUCUUGGAUAACACUCGAAUUCAUAUUUUGCCGUCCUUAAAUCCCGAUGGAUAUGCCAUUGCCAAAGAAGGAGUUUGUGAUGGCGUCAAUGGAAGAGCAAAUUCCAAAGGAUUCGACUUGAAUCGUAAUUUCCCGGAUUAUUUCAAGCAAAAUCCCAAAAAGCCUCAACCUGAAACGAUCGCCAUCAAGGAAUGGAUUCAAAAAAUCCAAUUUGUUCUUAGCGGUUCAUUACAUGGCGGAGCCUUGGUUGCGAGCUAUCCUUAUGAUAACACACCAAACUCAAAAAUAUGUCGAUCCCAAGUUUUGUGUCAGUUAUUCCAAAGUUAUCCAUCAACCGCAAGUCUCACGCCUGACGACGAUGUCUUUAAGCAUCUUUCUUCCGUUUACGCUGACAACCAUUCCAAGAUGUCGCGCGGCGUUUCGUGCAAACAAUCGUCUCCCGUCUUCAAAAAUGGCAUCACAAACGGCGCCAAAUGGUAUCCUUUGACCGGCGGCAUGCAAGAUUACAACUACAUCUGGUUCGGUUGCAUGGAAGUCACUCUCGAGAUCAGUUGUUGCAAAUUCCCGCCAGCUCAUGAACUCGCCAAAUAUUGGGAAGACAAUCAUUUGAGCUUGAUUAAAUUUUUGGCGGAAGUUCAUCGCGGCGUUCAAGGUUUUGUCACAGACACCAAUGGAUAUCCCGUGGAAAAAGCCUUGUUGAAAGUCAAGGGACGUGAUGUUGGAUUCCAAACUACGCGUUACGGAGAGUUUUGGAGAAUUUUAUUGCCCGGAACUUACAAAUUGGAAGUCUUUGCCGAUGGAUAUUUGCCGAAAGAAGUCGAUUUUGUUGUGGUUGAACAACAUCCAACACAACUUAACAUCACAAUAACGCCUGGACAGCGCAAUGAUGCACAAUACCGUCCAUCAGAACAAAAACCUCAUUAUAGGCCUCCAUUAGCACCUGUACCUGACAGAGACGAAGGAAUUCUUUCUUCACUCUCAAAUGGUUUUAACAGUUUUGUCAGUAACGUUUUUGGAUAAUAAUAAAAAAAGAGCAAAUAUUUUGAUUAAAAAUAAAAUUAAUUAUAGCUUAAUAUUAUAAAUAAAAUUCCUAAA
Culicoides brevitarsis is the source of this 1591-nucleotide messenger RNA. RefSeq names its product carboxypeptidase M. The transcript has 9 exons. Gene Ontology annotation, molecular function: metallocarboxypeptidase activity; zinc ion binding. The record is from RefSeq and is a predicted model, not a curated record. The coding region runs from base 101 to 1516 and encodes 471 amino acids. NCBI's taxonomy places the organism in Eukaryota, Metazoa, Arthropoda, Insecta, Diptera, Ceratopogonidae. Gene Ontology annotation, biological process: protein processing; peptide metabolic process.